Uloborus diversus is the source of this 2747-nucleotide messenger RNA. Its product is annotated as storkhead-box protein 1-like. The transcript has 7 exons. Gene Ontology annotation, cellular component: cytoplasm; nucleus. Gene Ontology annotation, biological process: positive regulation of transcription by RNA polymerase II. The record is from RefSeq and is a predicted model, not a curated record. The coding region runs from base 1 to 2262 and encodes 753 amino acids. Gene Ontology annotation, molecular function: DNA-binding transcription activator activity, RNA polymerase II-specific; RNA polymerase II transcription regulatory region sequence-specific DNA binding. NCBI's taxonomy places the organism in Eukaryota, Metazoa, Arthropoda, Arachnida, Araneae, Uloboridae.
AUGAAUUCCAGGCAGCAGCUGGAAUCCAGACACAGCUCAAAGCACGUGCUAAUCAAUCAGAACUGUCUGGCCAUCGUUUUGCACCGGAUUGCCGGACUUUCGGAUGGCGGUUCGAAGGACGAGGACGGGCAUAGGACGUUUGCAGACUUUUUGCAGCAGAAUUCGUUGUGUUUUUGGAACGGUUGUCUUACGCGUAGUGUGGCCAGUUUGGAGUACAGGGGGUGCCUAGUACCUUGUACUCUGCUGGUAUGUGGUACGGAUUUUGCAUUGGAAGUGAUUCGCUCGGCUUGGGCCAGGAGGGUUCUCAGGCCGCCUAAAGGAUAUGGAAUUGGCAAGUUGGGGGACGUGGGCUUUCUAGAGAUGGUUCCCGCCCUCCAGACUCAGUUCGCGCCUCUGUCCGAGGCGCUCUGCAAGGUGGUUGCCGACCUGAACGACGACCGGGUUUCCGCCACCACGACUACGCUCAAGGUGAGACUGGAGGAGAACUUCCCAGAGAUGCAGGUGCCCAGCGAAGAGAUCCUGUACAAGACGCUCGGGGGACUCAUCAAGGAGAGGAAACUCUACCACACCGGGGGAGGUUACACCUACCGCCAACGUGCAGUGUCUCCCCUCUGCGAGCGCCAAAUGCUGAUGACCAACGAGGAGGCUAUCGUCCGGUUGCACGCCAACCGAAAGGAAUGCUCUCUGGCAGUACAGGUGGACGAGGCGGACAUCGCUGCGGCAUGGAGGUGCUCUACAUCCUCCUUCAUGUAUGCCUCCAAGACAGACCCACUUCAACAGACCCCUGGAUCUCCUGAUAUCCAACUGCUGGAGCGAAGUCACUCUCUCAAGGUCACAAAGAAAGGUCGUCCCAAGACUACCGACGAAAGGGGAGGAUCUCUUAAAGAGAAGAGUUCGAGUCCACGAAAAUUCCGCUACCAGCCUAACGAUUUCGAGGAUGUUCACAAAAAUGAGAAGCAGUCCAUGCUGACCAAAAUCUUCAAGCGCAUGCAAGCAUUGACGGAUAAGCCGAGCAAGCAUGUUGUCUUCUCCACUCAGUUCCCGCCCUUGGAAUGGAUGGAAGCAGAUAAAAUAUUGUACCACUCGGUUGCAACACAGACGAUGAUCCAAAAGACAAGCUCCAAGCCAGGCUCGAAGCAAGUGGAGGCAACAAGUUCCAGAGUUCCUUGGAACGACAUGGACAACUUUGAGAGACGUGCAAUACCACAUUUCUGGAGUCCCAUUUCCACACAUAAAAAAGGUCUCAACUUUGCAGACGGAAAUAACACGAGAAAAACUGCAUUGGUCUCGCUAAGACAAAAUAAUUCCAAACAGUCUCCACUCCAUAGGUACUCCUAUGGACCGCUUUCAAACAAUCCUAAGCGACGCCAUCGGCAUAGAAGAAGCUCGAGUGAAAGCCCCAAAAUUGUCAAACCAUUACUGAACAAUUACCACAGCCAGUCAACCAGUUCUAAAUCUCCAGCGGACUAUAGCGAAGAUAAGGAGUCGCAUAGUUCUACGAAUGCCGCAACUUUGGCAGGGAAGUCGAAAGCGCCCCUGAAUUCGUGCCACAAUAGUCCAGCUGUAGAUAAAACAAGCAAAAAUUACAUAGCCAAAAGCAUUCCGACGAGGCAGUUUAAAAGUAACGAGCUUCAAAAGAAUCCGACAGGGAGCAAAACAGUCACAGAUACUAAAUCCAAUGCAUCCAAAAAGUGUCAAAUGUCUAAAAACAUGGCCAUUUCUCCAGAACCGAAGGCUCCAAAAAACAAAGAGAAAAUAGUGGACAUAGCUCCAGCCAACCACGAUUCAGAAGACCAGUCCUUGUCAGUGAGCGAUGCAAAACUAGCAGUCAGUGAAUCAAGUAGCGAGCUUUCCGGAUCCGGAAACAAUUCAGAGGUAGCCGAGAAGGAAAUCAAGAUACCUCCGCCAAUUUUGAAAAGCUUCUUGGAAAUGCCAAAACAGCCAAACACAAAUUCCAAACCAAAUUCCAAGAAGGAAAUCAUAAUCGACAACUCGGUUAGCGUUGAGGUGGCCGUAGAGAAGACGCCAUUGACUUUGACCCCGAAAGGCAACAAUGUCUCGACUACCAUAGUCACUGAAGAAACGACUGUCACCAAGGGCAAAGGGAAUUCCAAGGUUGUGACAGUGACGAGCAUAACCACCAGUUUAUCCCGCAACGAGAAGGAAAAGUUUUCGGUAAACAACCUGAACAUUGAAAACGAGAAAGAUUCACACAUUGUCGAUUGUAGUAGCACUUGCAACAUUGUUACUGAAGUCAAAUGAGUGAUAUAUGCAACUAAUUUAAAUAAUUAGUAAGCAAGUUGAAAUAAUGCCACAAGAACAAAUAUUUCAAAUGUAGUAUCAAUUUUAGCUAUAGAAAAUACUCAUUUUCGAAGAGCAAGAGAAAAACAAAAAGAGCACAGGGAAGAAAAGCAAAAUGUUGAUCAUUAAAGGUGUUAGAGAAAUCCUGUUUGGAAGUUUAAAACACCAAUGUUUCUUCAUUCCACCAUAAACUUUUGGCUGAUUUUUUGCCUUGAUCCUUCUUCUUUCUAACCUGAUUAAAUAGAGCAAUAACUUCUACUCUACAAACACUCAGUGUUGCCAUACUAAACUCAUCUCGAACCAAAAGAUGACAUUUUGUCUUUCUUCCAUGCACUCUUCAUAUGUUACACAUUUCAUCAAAAUGAACAUUAAAUUAAUUGUAAGCCUUUCAUGUGCUAUGUCCAAGUAAAUUUCAAAUUAUUUACUCUAUCAAUGUAUGUUUAAUA